Messenger RNA from Suncus etruscus (white-toothed pygmy shrew), 4992 nucleotides. It is a transcript of the gene FGD6, whose product is annotated as FYVE, RhoGEF and PH domain containing 6. The record is from RefSeq and is a predicted model, not a curated record. The coding region runs from base 201 to 4484 and encodes 1427 amino acids. The transcript is spliced from 21 exons. Gene Ontology annotation, molecular function: metal ion binding; guanyl-nucleotide exchange factor activity. NCBI's taxonomy places the organism in Eukaryota, Metazoa, Chordata, Mammalia, Eulipotyphla, Soricidae. Gene Ontology annotation, cellular component: cytoplasm.
CCCGGGAGCGCCGCCGCCGGGUCUCCUCUUUUGGAGCGGAGCCCGCCGCAUCCCUCCUUUGUGCGGGGCGGCUGUGUGGGACGGGAAUGCGGGAGUUGCGGUGUUUUUUUUUUUAUUUCCCCUCUCCUUUCUCCUCUCGGCGGAGCGUGGACUGAAAUGAAAGCCUGACUGGGACCGACUGAGGGGGAGCCGGGGAAAUCAUGACUUCUGCCGCUGAAAUUAAGAAGCCACCAUUGGCCCCCAAGCCCAAGUUUGUGGUGGUAAAAAAUAAACCAACGCCACCUCCUAUUGCUCCUAAACCCGAUGUUGUGGUUUCUUGUGUUCCACAGUCCACAAAGAAAACCAAACCAGCAAUAGCUCCAAAGCCCAAAGUUCUGAAAAGCUCAUCAGUUCGAGACAUCAGGCAAUCACCCACAAGGAAAAUCACUGUGAACCUGGAAGAACAUAAAGAGGAAUUAUCUGAAAGCACCGACAAGGCCAAUUGCAAAAAUGUAGGGCAUCAGAGCAAUGACUGUAUUUCACCCGUGUGUUCCUACAGUGCUGAGUGUAUUUAUAAACUUGGAGACAGGGAGCAUUUGUGUGUAAAACAACUAGUCCUAGAGCCACUGGAAAUGUGGGAGAACUUAGAAAACAGUAAAACCGAUGAGUCCUCUUCAUCGAUAAAAACUAGGAGUAAAUGUAACUCUAAUGGUGAGAAGGUCAAGAGCCAGAGUGGAGUAGUUCGGAAGGGAGGCAUUCUAGAAGAGAAGCUGAAAGAUGUGUUAACCCAUCAAUCCUCAUCUUUGGUUUCCUCACAGAAGCACCAAUCCCCAGACAAACUCCAAAUGCAGGACAGGUGUCAUCCUGACAAACUCAGAGUGGAAUUGAUUAAUUUGUCACCUUCCCUCUCCAGCCUGGACAAAGUUCCUGAUUAUAACCUGCAAAUUCCUCAGGAUGAAUUCCAAAACUUGGAAACAUGUCACAAGGGCAAUGAAAAAAGCAAUACUUGUGUUCACCUGCCUGAACAAGGGGUUCUGGGAAAUGGCAAGAGGAGCACUUGUUCAUUGGCUGAUGGAGUUAGUAAGCAAUCAGAAGUCAAUGACCUUGGUCCCUUAGAACUUCAUUUAGAACCUUGUACCCCCAGAUUUCCGACUCCCAAGCCUAGAAAAACACGGGCUGCUUGUCUAGUACGCCAGAAGUAUGUUGAUCUGCAAAAUGAAAGUCUCGAAGAACCAGAGCAUUUUGAUAAUAACCCUUUUGAUCCUUCUGAGGAGAGUUUGAAACACCACAAAAGCAGUUUUCUGCAUCAGAACGCACUAUGUAAGAAGGAACAAGUGGACGAAGUGAAACCAGAAAGUGAAAGUGUGGACUCCAAUUGUGACAGACAAAACGUGGUACAUUCACAGAAAUCUUCGUGUCCUGAAACACCUUCUCUUUCGGAAAUGCGCCCCCCUGGAAAUACAGAAUCUCAUUUGAGUUCUGACAGCAAGAAGGGAGAUGAUUCUAGUAUGUUACUUGAGGUGGAUAAAGGGACCAACUUUAAACGGUGCAGUGUUUUAUCUAUGAGUCUUCCUAAGCAACUUAAAUUAAGUUGCAAUGAAUGCUUACCUACUGCCUGUAAUCCAGGAGUGUCUAGCCCUCAAAUACAAAAGAAAUCUCAAAUAAAAGAUGAAAAUUCCUCAAAAAUUGUACCCAAAAAACCUCAAAGACACAGUUUGCCUUCUUCAGGGGUGCUUAAAAAGGCUGCUUCAGAGGAACUUGUAGAGAAAAGUUCUUAUCCCUCAAAUGAAGAAAAAACAUCAGAGAAAAAUCUAGAAAGAAAUCACCUUCGGCGUUUGUAUGCCCCAGGCCAUGGUAUGUCAUCCUCCUUUGACAUGCCUAAACGAACUUCAGAAAAGCCAGUGUGGAAAUUACCUCAUCCUAUUUUACCCUUUUUAGGGAACCCAGAAUCCUUAAAGUCUAUGGCUAUCUCCUCUGAUAGUGUGCCUUCAGCUGCCUUGACCAAACCUCGAGCAAAAUCCUUAUCUGCAGUGGACUUAGAAAGGUGCACUAAGCCAAGCAAAGACACUCCGAAGAAAAACUCUUUGAAGAAGUUGCUCAAUAAGAAACUGUCCAUCUGCUUCUUGAAGAGCGAUUUCCAGAAAUUGUGGUCCAGAAACAGCCAGCCUGGAGAUGCAACUGCAGGCAGCUUCUCAGGUGCAGAGAGGAAAGGUUCUGAGAGACACUGGCAUAGUCUGCUAGCAGAUGUAGAGAAGAGAAGUAAACCCACUAAAGCCCAUUCUGCUGAUAAUUAUAGCAUGGUAUCAAAGAAGAAGAGGAAAAUGUCUCGGGUCCAGAGCAGUGCAGCCAACAGCCCCAGAGCAGAGUCUUUGGAUGACCAAUUGCUUUCCCAGGAGUCCUCAUCCCAGGAGUCUUACAGGAGUGUUUUAAGCAGCUGUGCCCCUGAGUAUGAAAAUAUCCGUCAUUAUGAGGAAAUACCAGAGUACGAAAACUUGCCCUUUAUUAAGUCUCUGGAGUUUGAGUGGCAGAAUUCCAGUAGCAUGGAGGAUGCUGAUGCAAACGUGUAUGAGAUAGAAGAGCCAUAUGAAGCUUUGGUGAGCCAGCUGCACCUUGGACCCAGACACCCACAUUUCAGCAGUUCUGGUGAAUCCCAAGAGAGGCAGAAUGAUUCGGAUCUUGGCCUUGGUGACCUUCCUUCAGAUGAGGAAGAUGAGGAAGUUCUCAGCAGUUCUGAUGAAGACAAUGCCAGCUCCGACUCCAGCAAAGUGGAGCCUGAUGGGCUGGGAGAGAAACAGGGUGAAGAUGAUACUGGAAUGAAAAGUAAAGUUCAUAAUAUUGCAAAGGAGAUCAUGAGUUCAGAGAAAGUGUUUGUGGAUGUGUUAAAACUUCUGCAUAUUGAUUUCCGGGAUGCAGUAGCCCAUGCUUCUAGACAACUUGGCAAACCUGUUAUUGAGGACCGGAUCCUAAAUCAAAUCCUGUACUACUUGCCUCAGCUCUAUGAGCUCAACAGGGAUCUCCUGAAGGAACUGGAGGAGAGAAUGUUAAACUGGACUGAACAACAAAGAAUCGCAGACAUUUUUAUGAAGAAGGGACCAUAUCUGAAAAUGUAUUCCACAUACAUCAAAGAAUUUGAUAAGAAUAUAGCGCUAUUGGAUGAACAGUGCAAGAAAAAUCCAGGCUUUGCUGCUGUUGUUAGAGAAUUUGAGAUGAGCCCCCGCUGUGCUAACCUGGCCCUCAAGCACUACCUGCUUAAGCCAGUUCAGAGGAUCCCCCAGUACAGACUGCUGCUCACAGACUAUUUGAAAAAUCUCUUAGAAGACUCUGGAGAUUACAGGGACACUCAAGGGGCCCUUGCUGUUGUUAUAGAGGUCGCCAACCACGCCAAUGACACAAUGAAGCAAGGGGACAACUUUCAGAAACUCAUGCAAAUCCAAUACAGCUUGAAUGGACAUCAUGAAAUAGUGCAGCCGGGGCGGAUUUUUCUCAAAGAAGGAACUCUGAUGAAGCUCUCUCGGAAAGACAUGCAGCCCCGAAUGUUUUUCUUGUUCAACGAUGCUCUAUUGUACACAACACCAGUGCAGUCAGGAAUGUACAAACUUAACAACAUGCUGUCAUUGGCUGGGAUGAAGGUCAGAAAACCCAGUCAAGAAGCAUAUCAGAAUGAACUCAAGAUUGAAAGUGUGGAGCGAUCCUUUAUCCUCUCUGCCAGUUCUGCCUCAGAAAGAGAUGAAUGGCUAGAAGCAAUUUCCAGGGCAAUAGAAGAAUAUGCUAAGAAAAGAACCACCUUCGGUCCUUCUCGGAGUGUUGAGGAGGCCGUCACAGAAAAUCAAGAGGAAGUCAGUCCUCUUGGAUCAAAGGCUCCCAUCUGGAUUCCUGACACCAGAGUGACCAUGUGCAUGAUCUGCACUAGUGAAUUCACGCUGACGUGGAGAAGGCACCACUGCCGGGCCUGCGGAAAGAUUGUAUGUCAAGCUUGUUCAUCAAAUAAGUAUGGCUUAAAUUACCUGAAAAAUCAACCAGCAAGAGUAUGUGAACAUUGUUUCCAUGAGCUACAAAAAUUAGAUCACCAGCAAUCUCCUAAGAUAGGAUCUCCUGGAAAUCACAGAUCACCUUCAAGUGCCUUAUCCUCUGUCUUGCAAAGCAUUCCAUCAGGGAGGAAACAGAAAAAAAUCCCUGCUGCUCUCAAAGAGGUAUCAGCAAACACAGAAGAUUCUUCUAUGAGUGGCUAUCUGUACAGAGCAAAGGGCAACAAAAAACCAUGGAAACAUUUGUGGUUUGUCAUAAAGAACAAAGUCCUGUAUACAUAUGCUGCAAGUGAGGAUGUGGCAGCUCUGGAGAGUCAGCCUUUGUUAGGGUUCACGGUCACUCAAGUGAAAGAAGAGAAUGCAGAGCCUCGAGUAUUCCAGUUACUGCACAAAAACAUGCUGUUUUAUGUAUUCAAAGCAGACGAUGCUCACUCAGCUCAAAAGUGGAUAGAAGCAUUCCAGGAAGGCACAGUAUUGUAGCAGUAUUGGUUUCUCUCUUCUCUGAAUCUAAAAAGGUGAAGUUUCAUCCAAGUGGCAUAAAUGGAGUACAGAAAUUUUAUUUAAAAAAUGAACACUGCCAAGAUAAAUUUAUUCGAAAUCUUUACCAGCUAAAAGAAAUUAUUUUGUUAGAUGUAAGGUAAUUUUUUUAAAUGUUUGUUUUUUAUGUGUUAUUUAUUAAAAUUUGGUGUUUACUUAAUGGUCAGAAUUAUUUCCCAGACUCACACUGAAUUCUGAAGUUCCCUUUCUUUAGAGGCCUGAAAAAUUUAUUACCACAGACUGUAUUAACUGCCUGUGCCACGAGUCAUGCUCUUUUCUCAAUGUGCUUUACAGUCCAACACUGAAACAUUGUCACUAGCAGUACAUUUUUGUAAAUAAAAAAACACAAACCAAGAAAAUUUCCCAUGCAGUGCUUGGUUUCAAAAUUAUUAUUGUAAGACUGCUGAUUUUUAAAAAUUGCAUGUUUUUUUUAAUCAAUAAACUUAGAUGA